AUGGGAACAAAACAGACUCGCGCAGUCCAGCAGGUCGUGUCGCUGCUGACAGCAGCGCUGCUUUCCGUCCUGCUCUGUGGCCCACUGCAUGUCUUAUCAGACUCAGAUGAAAUGCCCAUGACUGAGUGGGAGAUCUGGAAAAGCAACCACGGCGUACAAUACGACGAAUAUGAUGACAUGCAAAGAAAGGCCAUCUGGCAGAAGAAUAAACGAAUGAUUGAAGAUAAUAACCAGGGGUUUUACAUGGGAAUGAGGCCAUUUUCAAUGGCAAUGAAUAAAUAUGGAGACCUUACAAGACAAGAAUACCAGGUUCUGCAAGGUGCCAUGAUAGAUGCACAAUUUGUGAGAAGAGGAAGGGAUGUCUCGGCAAGACGACUGCGUAACAUCGCGAAGAAGCUAGAUGGCUGGUUUGUCGACUACAGGAGCCUGGGUUAUGUCACUGAAGUCAAAGAUCAGGGGUACUGCGGCUCCUGCUGGGCCUUCAGCACUACUGGAGCUAUAGAGGGACAAAUAUACAAGAAGACAGGCCAGCUCAUGUCUCUGAGUGAACAAAACCUGGUGGACUGUUCCAAAGCAUAUGGUACCUAUGGCUGCAAUGGUGCCUGGAUGGCCAAUGCCUACGACUAUGUGGUUAGCAACGGGCUGCAAGCAACGGACACCUACCCCUACACCUCAGUGGACACCCAGCCAUGUUACUACGACAGCAGACUUGCAGUUGCUCAUAUCAAAGACUACAGAUUCAUACCCAAAGGAGACGAGCAGGCUCUGGCUGAUGCAGUGGCAACUGUUGGGCCCAUCACAGUGGCUGUCGAUGCAGAUCAUUCCAGCUUCCUCUUCUACAGCUCAGGGAUAUAUGAUGAGCCCAAUUGCAACCCUAACAAUCUGAGCCACGCAGUGCUGUUGGUUGGAUAUGGCUCAGAGGGUGGCCAAGACUACUGGAUCAUCAAGAACAGUUGGGGAACCAGCUGGGGUGAAGGCGGAUACAUGCGAAUGAUCCGAGAUGGCAGAAACACUUGUGGCAUCGCCAGCUACGCCUUGUACCCAGUUCUAUGA
Molecule: messenger RNA, 1053 nt
Organism: Salarias fasciatus (jewelled blenny)
Lineage: Eukaryota; Metazoa; Chordata; Actinopteri; Blenniiformes; Blenniidae
Gene: cts12
Product: cathepsin 12
Exons: 8
Coding region: 1-1053 (350 amino acids)
Biological process (GO): proteolysis
Molecular function (GO): cysteine-type peptidase activity
Source: RefSeq, a predicted model, not a curated record